AUGGCAGCAAUAUGUGUGAAGAAAUUUCGAAGUUUAUUAAUAAGAAAUGGAUAUAUUUUUGAAGAUGUUCAGAAACAUGGGAAUGAAAUAAAGAAAUUGGUAAAAUAUGGUACACCAUCAACAUUACUUCGUAGAAAUAUUCAAUCAGAAUGGUGGGAAAAUGUGGUUGUUCAGAAUGAAAAUGCCUUCCCUGUUGAAAAUAGUUGUAUUUUUGAAUCUCAGAAUUUGGAAACAAACAACAAUAGAUUAAAGAUUAUAGACAGUCAGACCCCAGAAAAACAAUUAUACUUAUGUAGAAGUGUCUCAGAUGAUUUACUGGAGCAUUAUUUACCAACAUUACGUAUCUUAGAUUGCCAUCUACCAUUUAGUUUAGUUAGUACUGGUAAAUACUAUGAUAGUCAUUCUACAAUCAAACACAAUCAAAGUAAUGAUCAUCUGUUGCAACUAUCAAUAGAAAAGACUAGUUUAGUGUUACAACAUUUUAUCUCGUCUAGUAAUAUGUUCCAAUCUGUAGAUAAAUGGAUGGUAGAAAGAGUCCGAUGGUGGAAAAAGUAUUUUAGAUUACCUGGUAAUGUAGUUACUAAUGAUACUAAAUCUGAUAGUGAUGAACUGUUAACCAGAGAUAUAUGUUAUAAAUGUCCAUGGGGUAAUGAAGUUAUAGAAAGUAUACGUAAUUUAGGAGAUCAACCAUUGAUAGACCUAGAAUUACGGACAGGACAGAAUUGCAAGGGUAAAUGGAAAAAGAAGUCUGCCUUACCACAUAUAUUACAAUUAGAAACAUCACUAGAAAAUAGUAUGACAGCGUUUUUACUAGAUAGUUACGAUGAAAGGGAAAUUUUUUCUACCGCAAAAUCUGAUGAAAAACAAGAAAAAUGUUUACUGUUAUUACAUAGUCAUCUAGCACCAUAUAAAGUUGCUGUGGCUACUCCUAUCAAUAGAACUAGACAAGUUAGUUUAAUAGCAGAUCACUUUAUGACAGAAUUAAGAAAAACAGGAGUCAUGGUGUUUAACACUUUACACAUUGAAAAUAGUACUCAAGGAGCACAGUUUCAACAAUAUGAUGAGCUAGGAAUUCCUUACACUAUAGUUUUAAAUGAACAAACAGUAGAAAAGGGUAUUGUUGGGUUACGAGAUAGGAAUACAUCCACAAAGGAACAAUUACACAUGACCAAUGUUAUAGAAAAAUUAUUAUCAUAUAUAAAACCAUUAUAGUACGGAGUGAAUAUUUUUAGCCAAUGGUAUUUUUUUAAAUUUUGGAAUUUCAAAGAAUAUCUAUAUAUUAGGAAAUGACAAAGCAUCUUAAAAUGGUAAAUUAUCCCAUGAACACAUCGGGGUCUUUGGCCUACUUGACUCUCAGCUGAUCUUUUCCAAUUCCUAUAAUUUUCCAUACUGGGGUCCCUGUCUUUUGUAAGAGUACAACUAUAUCAAUUCUAGACACAGUAACUUUUUUUUGUCUAUGGUAUAAUUUGAAAAAUAAAAACUUCAGUUGUAUGCUUUUUAUUAUACUUUGAACAUAAGAUGACACAAAUGAUAACCUAUUUAUAUAAAGAAAUCUACCAUGUGAUAGAAAAUCUAUCUGAAACACACUGCAUGCAAUAUAAAACUAAACUACAGCUGCUGUUAAAUUGAAUGAUAGAAAAUAUUAAGAGGACCUGUUCAUAAUUGAUGUUGAAGUAGUUGUAACAAAUAAAUUUCUAAACCAAUAUAUAAAUGUUUUUCUUGAUAGACCCGUACUCUAUUUCUUUCACUUAAAUUUUGAUAUGUCUAACACAUCGGUCUGCAAGCUAGCUGCACCAAAGUUGUACGGAAAUAUUAUAGGGACUUAGAAAUAUUUACAAAGUUUUUGGCAAAAUAAUUGACUUAGAACAUGCACCGAUAUUUUAUGGAUGGAAUCUGUUGCUUAACAGUAUGUGGUUUAAGUAAACAUAUAGAGUGGACCUUCCCUGGUCUUCUUUGAAGGAAGUCAAAUUAUCACUAUGCUGUUAUUGGAAUCAAUAUAAUAUUAAAUGCUUCAGUGAAGAUAAUAGGUUCCAGGGCUUCAAAGCAUGCAGUUUGACAGAGAAUGAGCAAUGUUUAAAGCAUCAAAUCAAUAGUUGAUAUUUGACAGAACAUAGAACCUUAAAAAAACUAAAAUCUUUAUUUUUAAAAUGAAAAUCUUAGUGCAUAAAAGAUCUUUUCUUGCAUAACAUUAUACAUGUAUACAGUUUACAAUUUGUAGCAUAAUAGGUUCAUAUUAGAAUUAAAUUCAGUCAACACUCAGAUCCCAACCAUGGUUGGUUUUAUUGGGCUUAUGCAUUUAUUUCUUUUUGCAAUCUAAUGAAGUGAAUCAGUGAAACUUUUAAUCUGUACAACAGGCACUUUUAGAUCUGUUACUGAAUAAAAUUGGGGGAUAUAAGAAAGCACCUAACACAGAGAAAACCUAAACCACUCAUUAGAUCUCCGAUUUGAUCCCUUUCAUGAAAAUUCAUUUACCCAAACAUAAAAUCAAGAAAAAAAAUAAAGUAUAUACAAAUCUUUCAGAUUUAAGACUUCUAUCCAUAUUGAAAUGACACAUAUGUUACACAAGUGGUGAUGAAAAAACAACAUGCCACAUAGACAAAGCAUAACAAUAAUGGAGUUGUUCAGUUUUCACAGUCAUACUAAUGCUACAUAGCAUUUCCAUUCCAUUUCCCUAUUUUCAAUGUCUCAAUAACUUCUAAACAUGAAGAAGAUCAAUUUUUAAGCCGGUAGACUUAGCUUUUUCCCCUUCAACACU
Messenger RNA from Lottia gigantea (owl limpet), 2755 nucleotides. RefSeq lists its product as hypothetical. The transcript is spliced from 10 exons. Gene Ontology annotation, biological process: mitochondrial DNA replication. Bases 1 to 1212 code for a protein of 403 amino acids. The record is from RefSeq and is a predicted model, not a curated record. NCBI's taxonomy places the organism in Eukaryota, Metazoa, Mollusca, Gastropoda, Lottiidae. Gene Ontology annotation, cellular component: mitochondrion; cytoplasm.